CGACUUCACCAGCGUUAGGAUCGGCACAACCGGGUGAUCCGCUUUGUGCGUUCCUGGUCGAUCUUUUAGUGAGUGGAGAGUGUUCCGUUGGUUUUCGUUCAAUCUAUGGGGCGAUCAUCGUAAGAGCAACGCAAACAUCGCAUCGCAUCGCAGCAGAUCGCGGGUUGCUGAUCGCGAGGAUCGUUGGGACCCCUGGGAGUGCAUAUCAUCUAGCUGCCAGUCCCGGUGUGGUGCCAGUGCCUGUGUGACGAUCGAGUCCGCCGAAUGAGUCCGUCGUCUGCCUGAGUGAAGCCUAUAAAGUGAAUCGUUUCAUCGACAAGUGCGUUCCGUGCGUUCGUCCCCAGUGCCAAGUGCCUCAGUAGUGCCGCUACAACCGCAAUGACGCCGCUACGACGACGACUUCUUCUGGUGCUAAUGCUGGUGGCCGGUGUCCUGGGACAGCAGGACAGUACCAGCACCGUAUCGCCACAGUCCAUCUUCGAUCUCAACGAAGAGGACUUUAAACUGUGGCUAUCGGGCCGUGAACCGAAAGCAUGGCAAGGUGGCGGCUCUGCCUCUGGUGCUACGACGACACCUGCAACGACAACAGCAGAGUCCGUCUUUCGGACAACGAGCACCACUGAGCGGCCUAGCACCACGACCAGUAGCACCACGAGCUCGAGAACUACCGAUGCUACUCUACCACCACCAACGUUCCCCUCGUUUCAACCGGCGGAUGGUGGAAAAUCGUGGCUUGAAGAGGAAGCACCAACGACACCGAGCAGUGACGUGCUCGGGCAACAGUUCCGUCCGGCCGGUGAAGAUUUCGCCCAGUGGCUCGAGCGUCAGAUGAACAAAGUGCAGGAAGUUUCGUUCGUACCGCAGACGACCUUGGGCGGUGAUCAGGUUCAGGGAUUGACGGGACUCGUCACACGCGUGACGACCAUUCGAAACCGGAUUCCAUCCAGCAGUCCGUUCGGUCCUUCUACGGUGCCAACGUUCGCACCGGUGACGCCCUCGACCGUAGCACCGUUCGCUCCUCAGCCACCCAUCGUGGGGCCCAGUACGGCGAUCCUCGGACAACCGGAUGGACGCCCGGAGGAUCUGCAACAGUGGCUUCGCGAUCAACUGCAAACUUCACAGCAGCUGACGGAUCGGUUGCUCUCCCAGUGGACUCCAAGUGGUACGGUCAUUCGUGGGCAUGCCGGGGAUGGUUAUCAACCGAGUGCCGUUUCCUACCAAACGUCGGCCCUCAUUCAUGGAGUUGGUGGUGUGGCACAUGCUGCUCAGCAUCGAUUUGAUCAGCACCAGCAACAGCUACCAUUCCCCGGUACGUCGCAUUCGACCGAUGGGUAUCUGAGCCACCAAAAACCUAUCACCACCAGUCAUCAGCAGCAGCAGCAGCAGCAGCAGCAGCUUGCCGUUAACUACUUGCCACACGGGGGUUACUACUACUCGCGACCGGUAGCAGGGCCGCUGUUCGGCCCGUAUGUCACUAGCCACGGGGCGCCAUUUUUGAUUAAUUACCACUAAUGGCCCCUGCGGAGUGUGUUCGCGCACGCGUAAAACGUUGCUCAUUGUAACCAUUCUAACAGGUAGAAACAUGGUUGGUUGUUGGAUUCAUUCUUAAGUUUUGUCUCCCCUUGGUUCACUAACAGAAUGCGAGUAAAAGUAAAAUAUAAGUGAAUGUUUUGAUAAGCGUUUUCGUAUUUACUUUUUCCAUAUUGAAUUAUAAACGAAAUAUAGCAUGGUUCAUGAU
Messenger RNA from Anopheles aquasalis, 1738 nucleotides. RefSeq names its product mucin-5B-like. The record is from RefSeq and is a predicted model, not a curated record. NCBI's taxonomy places the organism in Eukaryota, Metazoa, Arthropoda, Insecta, Diptera, Culicidae.